CCUUGCAACUCUUAAAGACUGUUUUGUUUUGUAUUUUGCUCCUAGUUCAUCGUAUCUCCUGUUAUUUCUUGGCUGCAAUUCAAGCCUGCUUAUCUAGUGUUUUGUGUUCCUAUUUGAAAUCAUCCUUUGAACUGUUUGCACUGACUUUUAAGUGCCUCAUUAAGUUUGUUUUGCAUUAAAAUACUAUUACUUUGCAUCUCAACUGCUGUUUAAGACAUUCUGUGUUCUGUGAGUCACGACAAAUGCCUAUGGCAAAUGUACUCCUUGUUUCCUCAGAUUUUUGGGUUUUUCUUCCUCCACAGGUACAUGUUUGAUGUGACCAAGUGUAUGCUCUCUCCAGGAAAUAUUACCGAGAAGCUAAGGAUUGCCUCUCUACCAUGUGCUGGAGAGGUAGUGGUGGAUCUCUAUGCUGGGAUCGGCUAUUUCACCCUGCCCUACCUGGUUCACGCUGGUGCAGCUUUUGUCCAUGCCUGUGAAUGGAACCCUUAUGCUGUGGAAGCUUUGAGGAAGAACUUGGAAUUGAAUGGUGUACAAGAUAAAUGCCAUGUUCACCAGGGAGAUAACAGGAAGCUACAACUGAAGGACGUGGCUGACAGGGUGAAUCUGGGGCUGAUCCCCACAUCGGAGGCCGGCUGGCCAGUUGCCUGCCAGCUUUUGCGAAAGGACGUGGGAGGCAUUCUUCACAUCCAUCAGAAUGUGGAAUCUUUCCCAACAAAGGCCCGUGAACUGCCCCACAACUUGAUGUCGGAAUGGUCUGAUAAACAACUACUGGCAGAAGAAGGCAAAAUGGGUCCGGGAGACCACAAUAUUCUGCAGGAUGCUGAAAGGAGAACUCCAGCUUUGGCAGCCAAAUGUGAAUGGCAGAACUGGGCAGAGCUCACAGCCAUCCGGAUCAGGGAUUUGCUACAGGAAUUGGAUAACAAGGAGUGGAGGACAAUAAUCCUCCACAUUGAACAAGUGAAAUCUUACGCUCCUCACGUGCAGCAUCUAGUUUUGGAUCUGGAGUGCCGACCUUUUGCUGAGAAUGUGGACUUGGAAGCAUAGACCUAGAACAGCAUUUUCCUGUCGUGGCAGCCAAUGUAGGCUGGAUCUACACUGCCCUAUAAUCCAGGUUCAAAAGGUGGAUUAACUGCAUUAUUCUGCAUUAUAGGACAUUGUAGACUCAUCUAAUCCAGUUCGAUGCAGUUAAUCCACAUUCUGAAACUGGAUUAUAGGGCAAUGUACAUCUAAUUGGAGAAUCAUAGGAAAAUGGGAUUGUGGGUUUGUUUAUUUUAACCUCUUUUAUUUUAACCUCUCUUAUACUGAGGGCUGUAUGUUGUAUGUAUGACUAUGUGUUAAAUGUGUUAUGUGUUAAAUGUUUUGAUACGGCCAAUAGGCCAAUCAAUAAAAUGUAUCUAUCUAUCUA
Messenger RNA from Anolis sagrei ordinatus, 1405 nucleotides. Lineage: Eukaryota; Metazoa; Chordata; Lepidosauria; Squamata; Anolidae. The record is from RefSeq and is a predicted model, not a curated record.